GAAAAAAGCCUUAAAUUCCAUGCAAGAAUGUUCAUGGCAUCCUCUGCUCAUGUAACUAAAGAGAUCUACACAUGUCUAGGUGAGCUGACUCUUUGUUAUCUUGCGUUUACAUGUAGCACUUGCGUUUUUGCUGUGGAUGAUAAUUGUUAAUUGUUGUUUGUUAUUCCUCAAAAUACUUCAGAGUUCUUAUAGCUAGUUUAAAUGUAUUGGGGCAGUCCAGAUCAAUUAGAAUUUGGAAGUGUGGGUUCUUAAGGAGAAAGCAAAACCAAAGUACUUAGGGGAUAACCUUGCAGAGCAAUAGAGAGAUUAACCAAUAACAAACUCAACCAACAUCAUUAUAUCACCGAUGCUCAGAAUUUGAACCUGGGCCACAUUGGUGGGUGGAGAGUGCUCUCACCAUUGCACCACCCGUUGCUCACCAAUGUUAUGGUUUACUUUCAUUCUUGGACCAAUUUUUUUUUCUUUCGGUUGGUUUUUGUGGAAGAUGGCGGAGAUAAAACCGAAACAAAGUAAAAAUUGCACUCAUGAUAUAUAAGACUGGAUCACAACCCCUACAACAGCAGCCUCCCCACACUGACAUUCUUUUGGCUUAUCACAUCAUGCAAUCCUCCCCAAUGUUUGCAAGGAAGCAAUGCAUGACAAAACCCUAGGAACGUUUGCUUAGGAUACUUGUACAGCAGGUGCUUGUAAUGUUUUCCUACCAUGAACUUUGAUGUGUUUUCAGCGGAACACCUCUGUUCCUACUUCACUGAUGUUAGUUUUCACCGAGUUAAUGUAGAGAAUGGUCUAGAUGUUUCUACUAGCAGCAAUCAAAGACUGCUCAAAAGGGUCAGUUUAUAUAUAUAUAUUUUUUAUAAUAAAUUAAUUUUAUUAAUAACAACAGAAUCUUAUUAAUAAUAGCUAAUUAUAAAGAAUAUUAUUGACAGCCUGUAAGCAAGCCUGCUUUGUUCUUCUCUCUUCUGUGACCCUUAACCUCUCAUGCUAGGCAAAAGUUUGAGAGCUUACAUUGAGAGUAUACAUUGUACAGUCAUGCACUAAAAUGGGACUGCAAGCUAACAGAUAAUUUUACUUCUAAUUUGAUUUAAUUUAAUUUUAGUUUUUAUUUCUUCUUAUAAUAUUAUGCGUUUCAUAACUCCAAAGUUUUUUAGCCUACAGCUGUAAGUACAAUGUAAUUUUUUAUUACAAUCAGUACAUAAUUAAUGCCAGCAAAUUGUUUUCUAUUUUCUUAGCUUUUUGAUGCUUAUCUGCAAAUAACUGAUUUAAAUUUGUUUUUUUAAAACAAUCUGCAGUUUAGGUUACUGAAUGAAUUCCAACAUGAAGUGGCCUCUUUUUGGAUCAGAUAUCCAGAAUGGUGAGUUUAGUACCAAGUUUUCUUUCAGUUGUAUAAUUAUAGAUUCUUCAUGCUGUUCAGCUCUUUAAGCCCCAGUUACACAAAUCAUACAAAUUAUUCGGACUUAUUGCCAUACAUUUCCUUAAAGAAAUAGUUGAGAGAAUUUGAUUUGAGAAUUUGAGAUCAAAUCAUCCUCCCUUUGUUAAUUCUCAUAACUGUAUUUCCCGACAAUGUCUUCAUAAUGCUAGGAGAAGUCUGGUGUUGGUCACUCUUGGGCCUUAAUGGUUACUCCUCAUAGUGGCCAAAGAAAAACUCGCCAACAAAUUCAAAUUUCUUUUUUGUAAAAUUCCAAGAAACAAAAUAGUACCAUGCAAAAGCUCUGUCAGUGAGGUUUGAUUUGAAUGGUAACACUUUAAGAUUUUGUCUACAUAUUCAAAAGUUAGACCUUCACAAGUUUAGACAUUGAUUAGGCUUAUGAAGACAACUACCUCUGAUUGAUGAUGAGCAUUUGAACCUUAUUAUAUUCUUGAAAACUAAUAUCAUGGUGUUACCUUUCCUUUUAAAUUUUUUCCAUAGCUAUACUACUGGUUAAGUUGUAGCUCAAUGUUGUAUAAGUUUAAUAAGCACCUCUUUAAAAUAAAGAUAUAAAUAAAUAAUAUUAAAUAAACAAACAAAUAAAAACUGCCUUUUUUCCAAUAAACAGCCUGAUAUACGUUUUUUUUUUAAAUUACUAAUUGCAUUGCUUUCUGCAGUAUUUUCAGUAACUUAUAGUUCCAUGUUGAUCCUUAUUCUUCUUCAGGUUUCUUGAGUCUGUCCUGGACAGUACAUUUAAUCUUUUCUCUUCAAGCUCUGUGGCUGGAUUUGGUUCCUCAGACCUGCAGUACAUGACACCACUGCAUUUUCUAGCCCUCGUUGACCCAAAGGCAACCUGGUUUAAAAAGUGGAUGGUAAGACAUCAUUUUAAUUGUUAUCAUUUACAUUGAUGAUUUUUAAGAAAUGUACAAAAAUGUAAGUUAACAUUCACCUAGCACAAUGGUUUGUAAUUUCAUUUGUAUCAUAUUAUUUUAUAUAUUGGUAGUGACUUGUCAUAAGCAAGAACAGUCAAUUCAUUCUGAUCUAGUGCUUAUAUUCACCUGUACCCAGUGUAGUGUGUUGUCUUGGCAUACAGCAUGGGAAAAAAACAGUUUCAACAUAUUCCUUCCAUGAUAAGUAAGAUAAAUUCAAUAAUCAUUCUUUUUGAAAAAAUGCGUGUAUUAUUGUUUUUAAUUAUUCAUAGCAUGGUAAUUACAGUAGGACAGUUGCAAUCAAAGAACUGAAAAAGCAUAGCUCUUUGGUAAGUUUGCUGUGUGUGUAUGUGUUUAAUAGUUUUAAACCCCAUUUGCACAAAGUAAAAAAAUCGGCACCGCACACGAAAUUUUUGGCACCCUGCCUUGUUUACCUGUGCCUAGACUACCUCUGGUAAAAUUUUGAGCACUGGUGCCACAUUACAUUUGGGACCGAUACGUUUACAAGUCGAAAAUUGGGAGGGCCGUGCCUUAAAAUUGUCAGCACGGUACCAAAAAUUUGGCGUGCUGUGCUGAUUUUUUUAGUGUGUGUAAAUGGGGUUUUAGUCUUCAGUACAUGGUCUGUCAUGAGUAACAGAGAAAUGUCACGUAAAAUUUUUUCAGUCAACUUGCUCCUGCAGUGCUGUCACUAAGUGCCAGCCAGGGACUGCGUAUAUUCACCAGCUUGAAUCAUGAAUAUGACCCCUGGCUACUUUCAUGGGAAGCAGAAAGAAAAAUGAAACCAGAAGAACUUUCCAACUGUUCAAGUCCGUGUGUUCUAAAUUGGAUAUCUGACCACUUGAAAUCUUACUAGCAGCCCUGUUGCUCUGAGAAAUUCUCCACAGUCUGUCCAAUGUCCAGGGUCAAACUCCUCAGUUUACAUGUAAGUUAUGUUACCAAACCAAAGCAAACCAGCUAAUGUCAUCUAGAGGGGGUGACCCUUGACAGUUCAAAGAACAGUACUGAAUGCAUUGUAAGCCUGAGGCCUUCCUACCAAGUGUCCCUUAGUAAUGGAGACUUUUCCCAGAUCAAAUUGGAAAUUGGGCAUGUUGGUUUGUAAAGAAGGCUGGGGAACACUUAAGUACGUGGAGAAAAACCUUUUGUAGCAAAGAAAAUAACCAACAAAAAAGUCAGCUCACCUAUAUACAACAUCAACAUCAGGACUCAAACCUGAGCCAAAUCGGUGGGAGGCAAUUGCUCCCACCACUGUGCCAUUCCAGCUUGCUCCCCCAAAUAUUUUUUACAUGGAUAACUGGCUAGUGAGAAUUCUUUCUUGUUACUGCUUGUUUAAAUAGAUUCUGUCCUUGCAGUGUGUUUGUGGACCACUUAAGGUUGAUUCUGUCCUUAUUUGUGGGUCACAGUGUUAACAAGUGGGUCAUUAUCCUGGCUGAUAAACAUGAUGUACAUUGUAAUUUUUAUAAAGUAUUUUGCCAUUGGUUUGAGAAGUCAGUCUGUUAUUAUCAUGAACUGAUUUUGUCCAUGUUGCAGUUAGUUGAUGCUAUCCGUCAUUGUAUUGACUUCUCCACAACAUGUAAAACCCUUCAGUCCUUGGAACUGUUAGAGCUUGAAGAAGAUCAAAGAGGUAAAUCAUCAACCUUAAGAUGUUAAAAUAAUAUUCUCGGCCCCUUCUACAAAACUUUUAUAUUGACUUCCUUUGAUUACUGCAAGGUUACAAUGUAGGUCAACUGGUAGAGCAAUGGUCGGCAAAGUGAGAGGUCAUUAGUUUGAUUCCUCAAUUCUCAGGGUUGUAAAUUUAAAAAGGGAGAUGGUAAUGCCUUUGCCUCACAAACCUACGGAUGGCUCAGAUGGCCAUGUAUAAUUACUAGCAGUCCCAUCUCCAGUAAUGAUUAUGAAUGUGCAUGUAAUAACAGUGUCCUUCAUACACUGUCAGAAGUACUUUCACUGUACCUAAUACAUUUGUAACACUUCAUGACAGAGGUAAACAGACCAGUUUUUCCCCUUCUUAGGUGCUUAUUCCUCUAUACAUGUAAUACAAUAAAAAUCUUGAAAUUCUAUAUUUUCUAGUGCAUUUGAUUUCUUGGAAAUUGAUCUCAUGGAAACCUACUCAUUUUAGCUCCCCUGUUUAUCCACCACAAAUGGCUUGGAACAAUGUGGUUUCCAAAAUCUAGUGAGCUUAAACCCUCUACCAUCCCGCCUCUUUCUUUCAUUAAGUGAAUGGUUAAUGAAGAUUAUGUGGAGUAUUAUUCAUUGUAUGCCUUUUAUUGUUCAUGCUAAGCCGAUCUGCUUUCAGCUGUGGGCAAUGAUGGCUUGUUUUACACUUCCCAAGACUUGGAAUAUAUUUAUUUUGUUCAUUCACUUUGCCUGCUUGGCAGAGUCCUUCUAUACAGUGGUGGAAGAGACUUAUUUCCAGUUGUGCUUCCAGACACUGAAGGUAACUUUCCAUUGUCUUGUAAAUUAAACUUAAAAGAUCAACUUUCUCUUGAUAAACCUGCAAAAUUUUUUUGGGUUAUGUGCUAUCUGAAGGGAACAAUUUACAGACAUUUAAGACAUGAAAGACCUUUCAAAAGUCAGCAUCAAACCACAAACGACUGACAGUUGAUUGUUGUUUGUGUUUCAGAAACCGUCACCAUUUCUAGUUUACUGGUCGCAUUGAUUCGGAUUAUGUGCACAGCUUUGCCUAGAUCUGGUACCAAACCUGUUUUAGAUGGUAAGAAUUUGCUGGAUUUUCCAGUUUGCUCAAGUUAAGGAGGCUAGUCUGUGAUUUUUGUUCAGAUUUGAGUGCACAUGUGGCAAUUGUGGCCAUUUCCUUCUCUUCUGUAUUUUACUGAACCAGCCAAGACAGCCUCCUACGAAGACGUUCUUAGGGGUUUAUCACGGGUUCCUACUCUACAAAGUGGGAGGAUUGCGUGACGAGCCAAAAGAAUGUCUGUAUGGGAGGCUCUUGGUGAAGACAAGUAAGAGCAAGGCGGUCAACUCUCCCGGAUAAUCCGGGAGAGGAGACUCCAGAUUUUGAACCGUUUCUCCCUUUCUCCAGAUUAGAGUUUGAAAUCUCCAGGAUAAAAGCCAAAGUUUGCCAUUUCUUGUAGAAUCGACUUUCUGACAAUAUAACUUGAAGUACAGUGCGUUGUUUGAGCUAUUUUACUGUUAAUAUCGAACGUUUCCUCACAAACUCCAGUAUGACAUUGUAAUAUAAGCAGUAAUGUUAUUGGUGUGAAAUAAGCCAAUUAGGUCAAAUGUUACAAUUCCACAAUUUUUUUUCGUGCGUACUUUUCACAAAUGACAUCAUGUGACAUGUGCAUUAUGACGUCAUCUAUCAUCCCUCCCCCAUCAAUUCUCAAUUGGGAGCUUAAGCAACGACGACGCGGACGGCAACGAGAACGGCAAAAAAGCAAUAGGUUUGAUUAACAAAAAUAACAACUUUGCACGUGAAAGUGCCUGAAUUCACGUUUUGUCGAGGCCGGGAACACAAGACAACAACUUUCUGUUCUUUUCCUGAACUUUGAUACAGUCCUAAAGAAUUCAACUCCAAAAACAUUUGCCAACAUUUAACGAAGUAAACGAGAUGGAAUAAGCGCGAUAAAGUUUGAAGCGGUGCGAAUUCACUUUUUAAGUGACGUUUUUGUAGCUGUCGCCGUCGUUGUUGCUUAAGCUCCCUAAUAUUUGAAGACGGGGGGGUGUUGAAAGCCCUGUGAGAGGCUGCACAUAGUCUAAGGAGUGAGUGUUGAUCUACUUGUCUAUUAUUUUGCUAUCUUUUUCUGAGCACUGCUUCCAAGACAUUUAGACACAUGAUACAUUGUGAAGUGUGUUAGUGUAGUGGUGUUGGCUAUUAAGACCUGAAGGUCUUCUGCUAAACCUUUUUUCCGUCACUCUCUCUCUCUCUCUCCACCUGCGUACUAGAGAGAUUAAGAUUGGAGGACGAGGACGAGGACGAGUACGGGAUUUAAUUUAACGUUUUUGUGCGUGUUCUAAAACAAGACUCCCCGGAAAGCUUCAUUUUUCUUUUUUUCACCAAAAUGUUAGUGCGGUUUUUUAUACUGAAGGAGGUUAAUCCCUCUCCCGAUAGCAAAAUGAUAAAACUUCGUACAUUUGACAACUUGUUCCCGCCACUACGACAUUCUUGCUAAAACUCGUGGUAGAAUGACGACGGCUAUCACGUUUUCCUGCCAAAAUGACGCUGGUUCACGGGUGAUGAAUACUCAGUAUUGAGAAAAUCUCGUACUCGUAGUCGUCCUCGUCUCAUAAUCUAAAGCUCUCUACUGAUAAAUGUGUACAGUACAUUUAAAACACCACAAAGGGUUAGCAACUAUAGACUGGUGGCUGGUGUAUAACAAAUUAAAUUUCAGCCUUGCUCACCAUAGUGCCUCCGGUAGCUCAGUAAUAAGAGCAUUCGAUCUACAACUCAGAGGGUCCUGAUUUCGAAUCUCAUCUCUCGAAUUCUUUCCGAGCCUUCUGACGUUGAUUUCAAAAUUGCUUUGUUGUACAGUACCUGAAGUCCUUUUUUCUUUAUAUUAUUUUAACAGCGGAAUUCCACCCGGGGUAUUUAGUUUGUGAUGUGCUUAAAGAGAUUGCUUCCUGCACAACCUCCUGUAUAGAGUGCCUCUGUAAGGUUAGUGGGUAUUUUACUCUUACAUGUCCUAUAUCUUUAUUAGUCAUAAGUUGCCUAUGAGACUAGGUUAGUGCUGUGACAAAUUGCACCAUGCUUUAGUGAUGCUGUUGGCCAAAGCGGAAAAUACCUUCCUUAAAUUUCCGUUUGGAUGGUGCUUUAUGUAAACCCGACUUUUGCAAAAUCUUUUGUUCUCUGCACGAUUUGCACGCGCGCAAUGCAUCAGCUCUUCUUAAGUUUGCACGCACUGGACGUGUAGUUCGUGCCAAAAAAAAAACAACAACAACAACAAAGAAGCAAUUCAAUAAUAUACUGCAAAAGUAAGGUUUACAUGAAACACCACCGAAAUGGUAGUUUUAGAGUCUUUUUCGCUUUGGCCAAUUGCUAACUCGUCCUCAGUCUAUUUAGAUGCGGGAAUCGCUGGAAUAGCACGCGGAGAAAGGAAGGCGAGAAGCGAGACCGCAGGGUUUUCUCGUUACCAUCACCUCUCACGCUCCCCUUGCUUACUACACUUCUUUAUAAAUGGGGAGUUAAAGAUACGGCGACGGCAACGAGAACACCAAAAAAGCAAUAGGUUGAAUAGGCAAAACAACAACUCUGCAUCGCGUAUUUUUUGUAUAUUUCUUUACCAUCACUGUACCACUACGACGUUAAAAAGCCUCAUUUCACGUUUUAUGGAGAACUUAAAUAAGUCACGACGAAAUUUCCUUUUUUCCUCUGAACGAGGAUAUGGUUGUUGGGAAUUCGACUCCAGAAGAGUUCGGUUGCAUUUGACAAAGUAAUUGAAUUGGGAAAAUGGCGAUAGAGAUUGAAAGAACGCAAAUUCACUUUUUAAGCGACAAUUUCCUGCCCUUCGCCGUCGUGCUAUCUUAAACUCCUGAUAGUGAACUUAUGCAACACGGCAAACCUAAGUUCUCUGCAAUGACGUCCAUGAAACAGUACUCUUCACAAUGAUGGCAACAUUUUUCAUCGAAAUCGUGCUUUUUUUUUCAGGACGCCAUCACAACCAGUCUUCUAUCUCCAGUGCAGUCAUGGCUUGAUGUAAGUAGUCUUGUAUAGUGUACAGCGGUAGGCAAGAGUUUUAGCGUCGAUAGGGAAUAUGACUAUGAGCUUUGGAAACAAGUGUAUACACAGUAUACACAGUUGCGUAGUUUACUUAUUGUAGUUCACGCGCAGUAUAAUGAUGUUUCACCUGUUAAAAACCAACCAAAAACAACGUGUUAUGUUUGAAAGGUAGGUUUGAUUUGCAGGAAUUAAGAAGAUGUUAACAGAUUUCUAAACAUAUUUAGAUGUUUUCACAAUUGUCGCGAUAUUAUUGUCGUAACUUCGUACGGCCCAUGUACGAUACACGUUUUAGCUACCCGGAAGUAGCGACCUCCUGAAAGCAGCGACAGGAAAAGGCUGCUAAAUCCGAAAGUAACGAGGAUCGUUACGUUGGGAUCUUUACGGUACUGAGAGAAGACAAACAAAGGGAAUUAACGCUUUGAAUGAUGUGAACUCUGUUUGUCUUGUCUCAGUGCGUCUCUUACACGUGAGUGACUAGCUGCAAAGGGCCCAGUGUUUUUCCUUUGUGUGAUCAUAUCCGUAAUUCUCAUCAUCUUUCUGAAUAAUUAAGCAAUGACAUUUGGAGGAGAAAUGUUAUGUCGAUUACUUGAUAAUGUACAGGGAGUAGAGAGCUGUGACAGUGCAGGAGCUGAGAAUACCCUUUUGUUAGUAGCUGAUGUUUUAGCCACCCUGGCUGUAUCAGAGAAUGGGCGGAAACAGCUGCUGUAUGGAGAGACCCAGGAUAGAUGGCAAAGAAGCAGGUAUGGCUGAACAGUUUCUUAAAAGGAGCUAUGUUGGUAACUUAUGUUUUCAUCUUCAUAUUUACAUCAGGCCUAGUUGUAAGCCUAUAACAUGGGCGCACUGCUGUCAAGAUGGCCUUAUCUUGUUCACAGACCCUCUAAACUCUCUUUAGGGAUCGUCUAGCGCGCGUAAGGAUAUAAUACCGCGGGGGAUUUAUUGACCAAUGGCGCAAACAGGCUAACAUGACUUACUUCUCUUCUCUUCUCUUCUUCUCUUCUCUAUGAAAAGCGAAUACUCUUACCUCCUAAACAGAGGGCCAGUGUAGUUUUCAUUUUGAAUAGCAACCGCUUUGUCGGUAAUAAGUUUGUGUACAAAUUUGCUUCAAAUCAAUGAGUAGACAGACACCUAUUAGAUUCAGGGUGGGGCAAACACGAAACUCGUUUCAGUUGUAAAAUUCUCUGUUGUUUUUAACGGACCAAUUGUUACUUUUUGUAGGUGGUAUUAUACCCUCCAGAAUAAUUUUUGUGCGAAUUAUUUUCUAAGCGUUCCCUCUUUUCUCCACAAUUCAGGUUUUCUUCUGCUCAUACUAUAGCUCAGUUUGCCAAAAAAGCAUUAUCCGACAGACUUCCGGGAGGAACUCCUUCAAAAGCAGUUAUAUCAGGUUUUGUGUUUGUUUGUCGACAACUGUACAACACUUGUGAUGGACUCAUGGUACUCAAUCCGUAUGAGCUACACCAGUUUGUAGCCAACGCCUGGAUUAAGGUAAGUGUUUGGUGUUUCACACCNCAUGUACGAUACACGUUUUAGCUACCCGGAAGUAGCGACCUCCUGAAAGCAGCGACAGGAAAAGGCUGCUAAAUCCGAAAGUAACGAGGAUCGUUACGUUGGGAUCUUUACGGUACUGAGAGAAGACAAACAAAGGGAAUUAACGCUUUGAAUGAUGUGAACUCUGUUUGUCUUGUCUCAGUGCGUCUCUUACACGUGAGUGACUAGCUGCAAAGGGCCCAGUGUUUUUCCUUUGUGUGAUCAUAUCCGUAAUUCUCAUCAUCUUUCUGAAUAAUUAAGCAAUGACAUUUGGAGGAGAAAUGUUAUGUCGAUUACUUGAUAAUGUACAGGGAGUAGAGAGCUGUGACAGUGCAGGAGCUGAGAAUACCCUUUUGUUAGUAGCUGAUGUUUUAGCCACCCUGGCUGUAUCAGAGAAUGGGCGGAAACAGCUGCUGUAUGGAGAGACCCAGGAUAGAUGGCAAAGAAGCAGGUAUGGCUGAACAGUUUCUUAAAAGGAGCUAUGUUGGUAACUUAUGUUUUCAUCUUCAUAUUUACAUCAGGCCUAGUUGUAAGCCUAUAACAUGGGCGCACUGCUGUCAAGAUGGCCUUAUCUUGUUCACAGACCCUCUAAACUCUCUUUAGGGAUCGUCUAACGCGCGUAAGGAUAUAAUACCGCGGGGGAUUUAUUGACCAAUGGCGCAAACAGGCUAACAUGACUUACUUCUCUUCUCUUCUCUUCUUCUCUUCUCUAUGAAAAGCGAAUACUCUUACCUCCUAAACAGAGGGCCAGUGUAGUUUUCAUUUUGAAUAGCAACCGCUUUGUCGGUAAUAAGUUUGUGUACAAAUUUGCUUCAAAUCAAUGAGUAGACAGACACCUAUUAGAUUCAGGGUGGGGCAAACACGAAACUCGUUUCAGUUGUAAAAUUCUCUGUUGUUUUUAACGGACCAAUUGUUACUUUUUGUAGGUGGUAUUAUACCCUCCAGAAUAAUUUUUGUGCGAAUUAUUUUCUAAGCGUUCCCUCUUUUCUCCACAAUUCAGGUUUUCUUCUGCUCAUACUAUAGCUCAGUUUGCCAAAAAAGCAUUAUCCGACAGACUUCCGGGAGGAACUCCUUCAAAAGCAGUUAUAUCAGGUUUUGUGUUUGUUUGUCGACAACUGUACAACACUUGUGAUGGACUCAUGGUACUCAAUCCGUAUGAGCUACACCAGUUUGUAGCCAACGCCUGGAUUAAGGUAAGUGUUUGGUGUUUCACACCCGAGGGGUCUUCAGUUCAGUUACUUAUUUUGCCACAGUAAAAUAGAUAGUAUUUAAAUAAAUACCUGAAUUGUUAAACUGGCAAGGGAGCCCAGAAGAAACCAAGAGAUGAGUCUACCACCAUCAUCCUCAGUUAAGUUUCCAUAGACAAAUCUUACAUUUCAGGCACUAAAUACGAUAAGAGGUUUUAUAUAAAUAGUCACAAAGCAAGGUUUUCUUGGAGUUAGAGCCACGUGGUAAAGAAACGCGCAUUUUUUUUCGAAAACGAUUUAAGGCAAGAGAAACCAAUGCUGUGCUCUAAGAAAAAAUGAAAGUCACUCAGUUAUUUGAACCUGUGAAAUCCAGGGUGCCCGGUAUAUGAUUUCUAUGAAAAAGGUAAGAUUUUCGAGUUGUCUGGGAGCAAAGGUUAGAUACAAGGGGCCACUGGGCUCUGCUAGAACACAGCCUUGGAAAGGACUGCCGGACCGAAAGCCGCCGGCUAAAAUUAUGAGAAGUCUCCAUCCUUCCUUGGGUACAUUACUUUGUUCUUUUUUUUUUUUUUUCCCUAUGGAAACAUCGAAAUAACUUUGUUAAGUUUGUUUAACUUCAUCAGCUAUCAUUGUUUAACGUAGGUGUAUGAAUCAGCGUCUUCUGCUGAUGAAGUAUUGGCUCCCGACGAAACGUCACCAGAAGAACACGAAGAGCUGUAAGUAACGUCAGUUAGCUCGUUUAUUAACAUGGUAGACCAUUUCACGAUUGCUUUCAUGACUGCAUGGACUACAUGUAGCUAGCGAAAAUCCAUCGACGUCCCUAUAAAGAGCGCGCUAAGAUAAAUAAACGUUCUUUCAAGUUAAUACGGUAUUCUUGUAAGUGUGAGCUCAACUAAACAGCAUUAAUUUUAUUUUUCACUUAGGUUUGUUUGGGAAAGUUCGCUGAUUGACAACUUGUUGAAUUUUGCCGGCACUCCCAAAGGAUUAUUGCUUCUGCAACAGACGGGAAAGAUGAAUGAAUGCGUAGCGUACAUGAAUGAGAGAUACAACAAGAAAUUACAAGUACGGAAAAAUAGCCGUUUUCCUCUUCAAACUGUUCUAUAUUCAUCACUUAUCGUACCAGUUAAAAUAAUUUGUUCAAGAAAACAAACAUUAUGUCUCUGGUGAUUAUUUCACUAACCGCGUACGAUAGCCCACAGUACCGACAAAGUACCAGCGAAUUUUGUCCCGACGUUGGAAGCUCCGUAGAGGUCUGAUCAUGGUAAUUGUUUUGUAGGUUAGCAAGUGUGAAAAGUUUGGUUACGGAGUAAUGGUGACACAGAUUGCUGCUACUGCUCCAGGAAUGGUGGCACUGGAAAAUAGAGGUGGGAAGAGAACUCAGUAUGUUGUCGAAACGUCACGAUCUAAAUCUCAAGUGACUACAUUUUGAGACAAAAGAUAACUUAACAGUGGUUUCAGGGGGAGGAAAAACUGAGGUUGAUAUCCUGUAGAGGUGGUCACUUGCGAGGCGCUUUCGCAAGUUGAGGCUCGAUUGCAGUUCGAUUUUUUGGCACCCCGUGAACUUUGUUCCGCAAUUCUUUCUCCUUAAAGAGAGGUGUAGCCUGCGAACCGCAGACUUAUCUCCGGUCGUCGCUCCGAAAAAACCGGAUGCUCUCGCAGGCUUAGAGAGGUGAGGCUAAGGCCCAGUUCAUCCUUCGAAUUUCAUUUACCGAACCUUUUCCUUUCAAUUAACACAUGAAAUCAAGAGUCCGACAUAUCUAAUGUGGGUCGACCCAUGAAUUAAAUUAAGUUCGAGUGGCCCACGUGGGAAUAAUCGACUGUAGAGGGACUUCGUUUCAAACGUCGAACGUUUCAUUUGCCAAAUGUAACGCAUAAAUUACUAUAUUUGUUUUAAUUGGUAAGCAUUGUACAUCACCGUAUAUCGUGAAAAUGAAUUAAAUCCGGCUAAUAAACUUCGACGUUUGAGUCAACCGUCAAACGUAUAUCAUUUUGGGCCGACCCAAAUAGAUAUUACGUUCGGUACAUGAAAAGUUCACUGUUUGAAUUGAGCCUAACCCUGCUAUCGCGUCCCCUUUUGCGUGUCGCACACGCAUGGCAUGACUUCUCGCGACUCCUCUAAGUGGAGAGCUUGCUUGCAGGCUACGAUAGAAAUGCAGAGGAAACAUUCAUGACCACAUGUUGUAUCGUUUGUCUCUGUAGGUUUUCUAAAGCGGUUGGUUAGUGACAUUUGGACAGUAUUUGAAGGUGGUCAGGACAGGAGACCCGCUCCUCCCAGAAUUAAACACGUGGACAGCAUCGAUAGCAGAAGUUACAACAAGGUUUGCUGAAUGCUUUCCUCUUACUGAUUACUCCCAGUAGGCGAAAUUGAUGGGACAUAAUUGUCUAUUAACAAGCCUUUUCCAUUUCAAAAAUAUCAGAAACUUCAAACAAAAAAAACUUUACUUGAGCUAGACUCAUUUAUGAUGAAAACUAAACACAAUGGAAAUAAAAAUCGAACUGUAUUUUCUUAAAAUAUAGAACAAAAAUCCAAUUAUAUUUCCUUAUCUUCGUGACUCUAACAUGCCGUGAUAUAUGACAAAAAGGUUUUUUCAUAAACAUCUUAUUGAACUUAUUAUCCCCAUUUGCAUAGUUUGAAUUGUUUGUUAGUCCGGUAAACUGUAUGUUAUCGUCUUCCAGUCUCUGAACAAUCUCUUGAGCGUAUUGUCAGCAUUCCCGGCGGUGUAUGAAGUCCUGGGCGAUGUUUACCGCCCUUCGACAUCUGGUUCGGAAAUGGAGGAGACCAUUACAAGCAGGGAGGCAUACUGUCCACCUGUCUGUAUUAUGGUGAGUGAAGCUGCUUGGUAACUAUUAGCUAAGAGUUCAGCACAUUUUUGACCUUUCUCUGGAGAAAACUGGAAACAAACUGAACUAUUCAAAAGCAGUAACCGGAAGUUGUCCUUUGAGAAGUAAACUUAAAGUUGCCUGCAGGCUAGGAUAUCCUGUACCUAUUACAAGAAUCAAGAUUAUUGCUGGCAUAGAAGAGUGGGGAAAAAACAGUGUUAUGUUCCCACAAAUAACGGUGAUUACGGUAACAGUGAUCAUAAUGUUGGUGGUGGUGUGACAAUGCCAAUGCAUUGUCUGACAAAAACCUUUUUGGUAACUAACACCUCCUUUUUUCUCCUGUAGGAUUUUGUUGAUCGCUUUAUCAUGAUUGAUUCGGAGGAAAAGAUUCAUUCUCUUUUUAACUUUGAACAGUCACAUCACUUCGGGCUCAGGUAAAUAAGCUAAAAAGAAAUUAUAGUCGAUCACAGAAAUCACGUUAAUUUACAGGGAAUGGCUUCUUUCUCCAAAUGUAUUGUCACAUAGAUUCUUUUUUGAAUUUAAAAGCAUAGGCUCCGGUUUUCGUGCAUGCUAUAUUGCAUGCAACAAUUUCAGGAGUUGACACAAUGUUGCAAUUUACCAAUGAAGCACAUAUGAAAAUCAUAUCACACCGGAAACAGCUAUUGUUCCAGGACCCAGGCAGUAGUGCGCAGGUUCCAAGUGUGAACAGAGCCUAAAAUACUUGACCUGGAAGCGCAGAGGUGGCUACCGGGUGGAACUUUCGUGGCUCUGGAAAAAAAAUUGCUCUAUAAGAACUCAUUUCCAAAGAGCAAAUUUCGCGAUUGAUUCUUUCCUGUACGCUGUUUGAAUCGACAUACUUUUUUAAUGUUAUUUUUUCGUCCUUUUUUUUUACGCAGAGUGUUAAACGUUCUCUGUUCCUGUCUGGAUACGUUUCUUUUUCUGGAAUGCCGCUAUCGCUUUCAAGAGCUUCUCCUACAAUCUCAACUGGACAACAGAUUAGACAAUGGGUGAGGGACCGAUUAUGAAGAACUUAUUCUGCUGCUUGUUUAGAACUCUUUUCCCCACUAGUUAUUAUUAGUGACGAGAGACUCCAAGUAAACGCAGAAAACCUGGCUGUUUUGUAUUUGUUUCCUUAGAGGAAAGGUGUAAAUUUUGUGCUAUUUCCUAUCCAUUAUUCUAUGCAAUGUUACUUCGUUACACCAUGACUUUUUGACAGUAACACAUUGUUACAUUGCUGAUUUUUCCUGUUCCUGGUUAUAGACAUUGUUUUUUUCUCCAUGAUAUAGCAAGGAUUAUAUCAUCGACAUGUGCUCUGUAGAAAGAAACCAAAUUCUUGUCAAAACCUAUCUUGUUGGGGGUACAUCAGAGAGAAACGUUCCUGGCAGGACUCUUACUGAGGUAAGAGGUGGCGAAGAAAUCUUUCAUAGACUACGAGCAGUCUGUCUAUUUUCUUAGUCGUUUCUCGUUUCUUUCGUGUUUUUGUUUUUCUUUUCAACAAUGUUUCCCUUUUCUUUUCUCCCAACAGACAUCCUUAUAUACUCCUACCGUAACUAAAACUCUCUUCCCCUUCUUUCAACGGCUCACUCUAUUCGUCUUUUCAUUGCGUGUGACGUGUUAAAUCUUAUACCCUUUCCGUUAAUUAUUUUAAUUAAUUUUGUUGCAGGAUGUUGAUAAUCCUUAUCCCUGGCCCCUGUUUUCCUCUUAUCCUCCACCAAAGGAUUAUCUUCCAGUCGAGCAGAUUCCCAAGAUAACAGCAUUUGAAGAAGGUACACUCGGGAGAAAAUUUUUAUGUUCUUUGAGGCCAAAUUUUGAAAGUAUAUUACCACGGGCAACUUUAAAGAUUGCUUUCCUUUUACUGUCCAAGAAACCAUGGGAAAUCCCUCUGUAAUAGUUGCCCGUUAACGCUCGGAAAUGUUCGGAUAGUUAUCGAGUGGCUCGUUGCUUUCGGAAGCCUUUUGAAUGAUGAACUCGGAUUGACCCGACUGUUGCUAUAACACCCUAGUGAAUGCAUUGGUCACUAAUGAUUUGCGAAAUAUUUCAUUACAGGUGACUCUCUUUUGGAGUUCUUGGAGAGUUCUCAGCCAAUGUCAGCUGACAGGUAACGUGAACAGUUUUUUUUUUCUCUCAUAGCAUUGGUGGCUGUUUCAACGUGCAAAAGUGCCUUAAGUCUUAAUUUCUUGAACAUUCCCGAACAUGCAUUUUUAAGUCUCGAUAAAAAAAUUUUACCUUGCAGACGUACUUUAGACAAAUAGGUUUCAUUUAAAUGAUUUCUCAAUAGGAUGCUGCGCACAGCGUUUAGAAAACGUUUUUUCUGAGCAAAAUCCUCUUCAUUUUGGUCUUAUAGUUUGAAGUGGCUUCAAGACUGUCGGAAGACGUUUUGCGAGUCUCUAACAUCAGGGAAAACUAAGCCACGAGGCAAAGGUUUGUAUUGGUUUUCGUUUAAUCAUAUAAUGGACAGACAAAACAACAUGCGUUCUAAUAUUUUUUCUUUGACAGUGUUGAAGUUGUUGCUCGAGAAGGUUUGCACAGCAAUGACAAACAUUCCAGAAGAGGCCAUAUUCCCUUUGAUUGACUUUUCAGGUAUACUAAGCAAAUAAUAGAGAGCUUUAGAUCUGAGGACGCGCACGAGUACGAGUAUGAAAUUUAACUUUUUAAAGUUUUUACGCGCUUUUUCUCAAGAAAGUAAAAGACUUCCCGGAAAGCUUCAUUUUACUUUUUUUCACCAAAUCAGUUCGUACGGUUAUUUAUUCUGAAGGAGGUUACACCCUCUCCCGAUAGCAAAAUGAUAAAAAGUCUUACUUUUGAUAACUUGUUCCCGCCACUACGACAUUCUCGCUUAAACUCGUAGUAGAAUGACGACGGCUAUCACGUUUUCUCGCCAAAAUUUUCACGGGUGACGAAUACUCAGUAUUGAGAAAAUCUCGUACUCGUAGUCGUCCUCGUCUCAGAAUCUAAAGCUCUCUAAUUGUCUUUACUACCAAUUUCUUAACAUAUCAUAAGCAAAGAUCAAGACCAGUCGGCGCGAAGAGUCGUUGUUUUAAGUUUAUCGAUUUAUUUUGCAUUUUGCAGCAAGCGAAACCAGCCUGAAGAACAUGGAGCUAUCUGAAAUAGAGAGCCUGGGCACUAAAGUAGCAGUGCGGUACGGUGUUCAACUAAAGCUUCUCCAGUCAACCACGGACGGAGUGGAAGACUUGACGUACUUACUGAAAAACUGCAAGUUUCUUCUUCAAGGUCAACAGCGGACUACGGACGCCACUUUACGUAUCCUAAUUGUAACAUAAAUCAUGACCAUUGGCCGAGCUAUCGCUUAUUGAAAAAAUGAAUCAUUAUUUUGAUGACAUCGAUGAUAGCAUUUAAUGAAACUGCAAAGUUUGGGAAGAAAAAAACUGUUGUAUGCUCAAGCCUGGUUCUCUUAUACCACCGGUGUACCUACGACGUAGCCAUCAGACUGCCUGCGAUACUGGUCAGACAUAUAAGAAUAUCGCAGGUCUUUGCUGGUGUGCUUGCGAAGCUGAACUCGAAUAUACUUCGCAGGCAAACGGCUUGAACUCUGUUGUCGGCACCUUCUUCUGUUCUCAUACGGGAACAGUAUUCCAGGCAGUACCGGCAGCUAUGUCGUGGGUAGCUUGCGUGGCAAAUGAGAACCAGGCUUAAUUUCGGUUUGUGAUGGUUUCUUCCUCUCUUGACUAACUUUAUGUUAUAGUUAAGCAACCUUUUAACGGUUAAACUAAGUUUAGCGGUCUUUUGGCCGUUCCCUAAGGAAGACUUGGCCCGGUUCUUCAAAAGAUAGUUAUUAGUUUAAGCCAAGAUUAAGCCAAAUUUUAAGCACGGUCUUCUUGUCUAAGAAAAAUCUAAGAACAUGUUAACUCAAGCUUACUCUGAGAUAUAGUUCUGAUAACACCAAAUGUUACUUUAAACAACGCAUAGGAAGGUAAAUAAAAAAAUGGAACAAAAUUUAAUCCUGAAUUAACGUUAAUCGGCCUUUCAGGAACCGGUCCCAGAUUAAUACCAAGUUAUUAUCAAUUUAACUUAAAACACAUUUUAUUCCACCUUUAAUAUGACUAUUCCUUGACUCCGUUUUUCCUACUUUCUGUCCUACUGCACCAGGCACGCUAAGUGGUGACUAUGUCGGCCAUGACUGGUUUGUUUCCACAGUUUUUCUCAUGAUGUACGGUGAUCCUGAUCUCUCAUGGGAAUUCCUUUUUAAAUUCUCUAGUCUCGUCAGUUCUGGUUAUCUCUGGGUCCGCAGGCUUCACGCUUCGGUAAUGUAACUUUUUUGAAUAUAACACUCUAUUGCGGUUUCCGCGCCCAUUGCAGAUUCUCUGCCAUUUUUAAAAGAGAUUUUGAGUCACGUUUAUGGAAAACAGCAAACGCCAGAUUCGGUUCUCAAACGUGGAAAUUUUUAAAGAAAAACUCUUCAAAAUAACUGCAUAGAUAUGAAGAACAUUAAACGAUGAAUAAGGAACACUUGGUCGCCUGGUACAAACUGCAUGAUGUAUGUCGUUUGCCGUAAACGUGAUUCUAAAUAUCUCUAAUAAAUAACAAUUUAGUGGUUGGUAGUAGUGGUUCUUUCUUCUCCAUUCCAGUUUAAGGUGUUUCGAUACAGUUUCUCGAUAUCACUAUGACAACAAUAAAUAAAAAACUCUAAAAUCGAUCAAAUCCGAAUUUCGCGCGAUUUAGACCUGCUACUGAAAAUCUCAAAGUGUGGUGUUUAACAAAUAACCUCCGUGAGAAGGAAAAAUUCUGUAUAUUUGAAUUCAAGUAAAACUUAAAUAUAUUUCAAACCUUCAAUUUUCAAUAGCCGUAACAAAUUGUGUAAUAAAAAAGUUCUUAAUAACUCAAAUUAAUCUUAAGUAGCGUCAGAAGGCUGCUUAAUAUCAUAUUUUCGAUGCAUGGAAAUUUUGGUGUAUUUCCUUUCUUGCGAUCCUGAAAACCAACCUGUUUUCUUACCCACUGUCCAAGUGCAACUUUAUUCUGAAUUUUGACUUUUAGCGCUUUUCUGUAUAUCUCUAAAACGGCUCGACAGAAUUCUUUUUAACCCUUAUCACACAAUCUCCAUGAUCUAUAAAUUAAUGUGUGAAGCAUUGAUUGGGAUUGAUUCACUGCGACACCUUGAAAUUUCAAGACGAAUCUAGCCUACGAACCGACCAAAAAUCCGCGUUACAACAUCCACUGUUUUGACGUUAUGCUAAUUUUUCCAAAUUAAUGCUCACCAUACAUACCUCCAAGGCUAGUACAUCUUGGUUUCAGGGAAACUGUUUACCUACCCCUCCCCUAAGCCAACAGUUUGCCCUAAGUGGAAGUAAGUGAUAAUGUUGACGUAGGGGAGGGGUGGGUGGUCAGUUUCCCAGGAACCUAAAUUAAUCCCAUUUUAGUAUGACUUUAACUGCAUAUUUUGAAUGUAAAACAUUGUCAAAGCUCACAUUGAAAUGUACUAGCCAUGGUAAAUGUAUGGUUUUGUUUGAAUUUAAACAUACAGAAGUUUUUACUUCUCACGGAGGUUAUUUGUUAAAUACCAAACUUUUUUAAGUUUUUCAGCAGCAGGUCUAGAUCGCGCGAAAUUCGAUUUUAAAAUUUUUUGUUUAUUGUUGUCACAGUGAUAUCGAUUUUACUUAAAACUUCAUUUUGACAAACUUAAAUUCAUAGUUAUUCACUGGUGAAAAUUUUGUGGCGAUCGGACAAGGAUAACAUGACUUUUAAGGCGAUUGAGAAACAUCGGUAUGGUCUGCGAGAAACUGUAUCUAAACACCUUAAGAACUGAAAAAUGUUGUCUGCUUUUUAAGCACAGAGAAAAACCGGUGUACCUGGAAAAAAAUCUCCUAGAGCGAAGGCGAGAACCUACAACAGUUUAACCCUUGUAUUUCGCACCGAUGUUCUCGUCCCAUGUAAAGUAAUCCAAGAAAGGCUUGGAUUCUGGAUUCUACUGCCCCUUGAAUUCCCUUACGAGGCGAGAUAUUCAGAUUGAUUUCAAUCUAAUCCGUGCCCUUACCUUCCCCUCCCCCCUUGGGCGCAGAGAGUAUCACUGGAGGGAGGGGCUAGGGUGAGGGGAUAUUACCCAAGGGGUUCCUAAGUGAGGUGUACAUUUCUCCAUUGUUUGCAGGUGCAUUUGCCGUUGUCUCUUACCGUCAGCGGUAUCCCUCCACUCUAUUCAUGCUCGUGUCACAACGUGGAGUUAAUACUAAUGGUAAGUAUAGAGUCGCUUGCGCUUAAAAUUUUAAGAUUUCCGCAGGAGGUUUUUGAAAAUUUGCCCCUCAUUUGUUUGUGUUUCAGGCUGAGGUACCUCUGGUGUAUUCUGCCUUUAGGAUGUCUGGUUACACUCCAUCACAGGUCAGUGCUGUUGCUUUUAAAAGGAGAUGAAACUCAAACAGUAGGAUCUGCCUCCAAAUUGAGUAAACCAUAAAAACAACCGCUCAAAACGUUAGAAGAAGGUAGAAUUAAAACGGCAAAUGCAAAAGGAGGAUGAAGAUUGAAACGGAUCGUACUUGUUUUCGUUUUCUGUUUCGUUGUUGUAACGUUUGAUAUUAUGCAUGAGACUGAGACGUAUUCGUUCGACACAAAGCUGUGAUUUUGUCAUUCAGUCACAAGUAAUUUCUGAAGUUCCAUGGCAAAUAAAGACGCGUAACUGGCAUUGAAAACAGGUUGAAAAGAAAAUACACUAACAGCCAUGACACAGCCGCUUUGAAGCCGGGGACAUUCUUGGCUCAUUCUUCUAUAAACAGCUCGUUCUCAGAGCUUCCUUGCGCCCCCUUUUUUCUUAAUCUUGCUCCUCAGUCAACUUAUUUGCAUGCUAAUUUAUCCAGAUGCAUAUAGUGACCCUUUUCUAGCGCCUCUACAUAAUAUAUCCCGUGUCAUGAUCUGUUGAAAAGUGAAUGAAUUGAGCCAAGAGGAUGAAAUUAGUAGCAGCAUUCUUUAUUGCUUUUCCAAACAAAGCUCACAUUUAUCAACGAUCGCCAUACAGUAACAUCUCCCGUCAUUUUAAAUACAGUCUAGCAGCUGGACAUUUAUGAACCACUAACAACUAAUGAAUUUAGACGCACGUAUGGGUGUCCGUUUAAACGACAGUUUUUUUACUGGUUCUUUAGUGUGAUUUUCACCCUUCAUUUAGUCAAAAGCGAACGCGUUAUUAAAGAAAUAAGAAACCAUCUUUAGGCUUUGACCGGUCUUAUUUUCAUCUCUGCUCGUUUAACGGAGUAAUUUGCUCCCUUCCAUGAGACCCAGACCAUCCCUUCCCAGGAUUUAGAAUGUUUGCCGUGUAGAUAAACACCAUUUAGACUUGAGAUGAUACAGUCACUGUACCACCAUGCUCCCUUAAAACGCGAUGCACAGUUUUGAUUCCAGCUGUCGUUGUCUCGAUCUUUAGUUGUAAAUCCAUAACCACGAUGUCGGCCGAGCGAGUCGCCAGCAGUUCCUGAAAAAUAUGCAUUUGACAACGUAGAAUAAGCCUUGGGUUGGAAAAUGAAAUGUUUGUCAUUUCAAAUGCUUGGACAAAGAAAAAACUCCGAGCCCCGACCGAAUUCGAUGACCUCCCAGAAUGCCAACCGGGUGCUCUUAUCACUUCAGAGUUUGGUAGAACUCAUGGUAAGCAAGGCCAUCUACUAAGUUCAUAAAUGACACGCGUCCGUUGCUUCCUGAGUCGUGAUAAACUGAAUUUUUGGCCAAAAACGUGAAGCUCGGUGAAUAAUGUGAAAAUAGACAUUUACCGCCGGAGUUGACAAAGGCCGUGAAACAAAUGCGGCAUUGUUAGAAUGACACUAAAGUUUUCCAAUUUACGGUGCAGUUUAUAGAAAAAAGUACAGGGUGUUUUUUACGUUUUUCCUCGUUUGUUUCAUUUAAUUGUUGUUGCUGCCUCUGUUUACUACGUGCUACCCUUGCCAUAUCUCUGGGUUACACCUCUGCGCGACCACACGUUGGAAUGCUUGUUUGGGUAACCAUAUAGUUUCCACAUGAUACGAUUUCGGUUUUACUUAUCUUGUUUGUACCGAUGUCGAUUUUUUCACUUUUGAGCUUUAACAUUUGUACUCACCGGAGUAUGUUCCUAAACUCAGCUUGUACUUGCUUCUCUCACUGGAAACACCAAAAAAAUCAUACUCAGCGUAAGCCGUUUUUCCGUUCGUGUCCUCAAGAUCCACCCGAAGCCUGCUUCGUAAUAUCGUCAGGCGGUGAAUCUUGUCCAGGCCGAGCCAAAAUUCACCAUUUAGAUUCCCAAAGCCUCGUUUGUAAUCAUCCCAGCCGCGGUAGAAAUCAACCGAGCCGUCUAGUCUCUUUUGGAGCACUGUCCACCCUCCACCGGCUGUUGUUUGGUCACAAUAAACAUCGAAAGCUCCGGCAUUGUCAGGGUUGAUUGUGUAGACACCGCUCUUUCGUUGUCCAGCUUUGUAAAGUUCCGCGCAGUUCCUGUACCCUAAAAAUAAAAUGCAAAUACUGUUUCUUUGGUAACACUUGGGUUGUUCGUUUUUGAUUUGGUGUCAAAGGUGGACUAAUCUUUGUAUGUAUUUCCUUGGUGUGUAGUUAUACAGUAGAAUCCCGAUUUCUCGAGCUCUCGGUUUUUCGAAAUCCCCGAUAAUUCGAGCCAAACCUAACAUCCAUUCACUUCAAACUCUGUAAUUUUACCCCCGAUUUUUCAAACCUGCGUAUAAUUCGAACCAAUUUGCCUUUGCCAAGGUGGUUCAAAACUCGUUAUUCCACUGUAAACUCAAAUGGUGAUUUUCAGCGCGAAGACAAGAUAUUACCUUGAGAGGUCGUGUUGUUUUCCUUUAAAGACCUGAUUUCCUCCCUCAUCUCGCUUAACUCGUUCUUAACAUCAUGUAGCAAGACUUCGAUCUUCUUGCUGAGCCCUGUGCAAAACGUAUUGUAAGUAUUGUACACGUUAGGUGCGCUGUCUUUCACUUGGGUGCCCUGAGAAGCAUUAGAGACUUUACAGUAGGCAGGACCAAGUGUAACCAGAACAGAAAGAGUGUAGAUUAAACUCAGGAAAGAUCGCGAGCAAGCCAUGAUCGUCUUACACGUCAACAACCGAGUUCGCUGACUACGAUAAUCCACGAUAGACUUGGCUGUUUUCAUUGAAAUUACCUUUUUACGUCUCUUUCUGACAAGCUGAGUUUUCAGGUUUUGAAACAUUUAUUUUCGGUAGGGUUAUGAACUGUAUAUGACGCAAGGAGAAACUGAGUUGUAUGAAAUAUUCAUUAGCAGACCGAGUAAGCAGUCGGCAUUUGAUGACUUUAGUGAUAAAAAUGUACGUGUAAAUUCUCAGGCCCCAGAUGGUCAAAAGUGGGAUAGCGCUAUCCACUAGGAAAACCGUUUGCUUUAUCCACUGGAUAGAGAUUUAUCCAUUGGAUUGCUUUAACAACCUUUUGGUUAACUGGGCCCUGGGCCAAAACGUUAAAAAUCCUCAAACACAGUUGAACCUCUAUUAAGGAACCACUCUUUAUUUACAGCGACCAGGCGCCCGUUUUGACCGGGGCCAAAACGUUAAAAAUCCUCAAACACAGUUGAACCUCUAUUAAGGAACCACUCUUUAUUUACAGCGACCAGGCGCCCGUUUUGACCGUUUUCAUUAACUGGGUCGUUAGAGCUGUUGAUGUUUACAUUCAAGAUCGAGGUUUCAAUAAAUAUGAUGAAAGAAUCAGAUAACAGAACAAACAGUGGACUGGUUUGUUAGUUAGGACUCGCGCUCUUAUUCUUCAGGUUUUGACUUAAACAUUUAAAUUUUACUUAGGCUAAUAUGCCGUUUUUCUAUUCAACUGAGUGCCAGUCUUGAGUGUUCGGGCGUCUAAAACUGUUUGUAUUUCAUCGCUACAGUUUAUAUGAAGAAUACCCCGAGGGGAUUUUUUUUCACGAACCUUUUAAGAGAGACAUUGGUGACCACUCUUGCUCAAAAAUAAACUCGUGGUCGCUUUCUACACUACUGCAGUUUCAGGUCAGAUAUGUUAAAGGAAUUUUAAGUAGCGUCGAACAUUUUCCCUAGAGGCAUUAAUUUACUCCUUGAGUAUUUUUGGCGUCCUUAUAUAAACAAGCUAAGAGAGGUUGAAGCUGAAGAAAAUUUGCAUUUCAAAAAGUGACAUUCCUGUCACAUUAACGACAGGUCUGCAGAAUAAUUUUUUUUUUCAUUUUCCGGUGACAAAAUUAAUUGAGGCUACUUUCUCACCGUAGCGGUCGAAUUUUCGACCGGCUAAAAAAUUUGGCCGGACACUUGUUUACACGGAACCGUUCAAUAUUUUUGCGCUGUUCACACUUGACUGUCGAACCGUAAUAUUUCCAAGGAAAGUGAGUAAUACCACGACUCGUAAAUCCAUGUUCGCAAUAUCUGUUCGUAAUUUUCUAGCCUGUUCACAGACCCUCUGUUUUCUCUUCAAAGUCCUUCGAGCGCGCGUGAUAAAGAAAAAUAAAGCAACGCUGUGUACAGGCUUAAGGGACAGGCUGGUAAUUUUCCUCUCUUUUUCCAGCAUCCAUGCAGCCACGCCUUUUUUGACAAAAAAAUUUAGCCGGUCAUGGUUUUCACACCUUGCCGUUCAAAUUUUCGACCGUACCGUAAUAUACCGUAAUAUAUAACUUUGACCUCGGUUUUAACGUUCAAAUUUUUGAACGUCUUUGCGUUCAAAUUUUUGUACGGUUAGCGCGGUUCCUUGUGAACGAAGUACCUAACCGUACGAAUUUUCGGCCGGUCAAAAAUUCGACCAGUAGCUUGUGAACCUAGCAUCUGUGUGCAAAGGAAAGUGGCUUGACGGGGAGCAGCGUUGGCAAGCAGGGGCCUGGAGAGAGAGAGGUCUGAUCCCUGCCAGCAAUAGCCCACGUUCGUUAUAUUAGGCUGUUUUAGCAACAGAACGGGAACGUCAGUUUACGACGGCGCGCGCAUAUUAAACAGCUGGUUUGACCAAUGGCAGAGCGGCCACUUGGGCACCGGAAGUCGAGUUUAGUCCUUUCCGCGCGCUUUCCGGGCGUCAAAUGACGUUCCCGUUCUGUUGCGAAAUCAGCCUAUUAUGAAAAACCAAGAGAGAAUGAAAAACUAACAUGACUCCGAGGCUUUCUGGCUUUUUUCCAUAUUUGGUUCGGUUUUCUUUGUGCUCAAGUCUGUUCUGGCAAUUGCGAGACAACGGAGUCAUGAAAAAUUUGCAAUUUUGACCCUAAAGCCUCGGCGUCAUGUUAAAAUUUUAAUAUAUCGAACGUAGGCUAUUCCCCCAAGCUCUCCAAUUAUGGCGAGCGAAGCAGAUUUGCGUCUCCUUUCGCGUGCGGCUCUUGCGUGACUUCUCGCGACUCCCCGAGUGGAGAGCUUGCUUGCAGGCUAUGUCGCGUCGGAAACCCAGCCUUGUUGUUGUUGUGGUUGUUGUUGUUGUUGAGUUCUCCUCGGGAAAAGGCUUUUGAAGCUCACCUUUUCAUUUUAUCAGAGCUCUUGUUUGACAAAAUCCUUUCCAGGGUUCCAAUGAGAUUUUUUUUUUCGCGUGGCGGGAAAUUUAUAGGUCGGCCGCUGAGGCUGAGACAUCUUCUGCCAAAGGCUGCAGCCUUGGGAGACAAAUCGCGGUCACCAUGAAAAGCUGGACUCGUCAAAAUGAAAAGUCUUUGCAUGAUACCUAGGUUAACGAAAUCCUAUCAGCAGUCGGACACGAUAACCGGACUGAUAAAAUACUGAAAAACUAUUAUUUUGAAGUUGCAAUUUUCAUUGAAAGUCACCUUAAUUUGUUCCCGGGAUGUCCGACUAAACCGAGGUGCUGGUCGGGUAUAUACUCUUUCUUAAAUAAAGUAUUAUUUGCAGGGAUGUUUAUGCUUUGUUUUCAUAGAUUUUUUUGCCUUAUUCACUCCAGAUCUGUCAGCACUGGUUACGUCAAUGUUUCUGGAACUACCUUGAUUGGGACGAGAUCUGUUUGUACAUUUGUACUUGUCUCACAAUGGGCAUUGAUUAUCAGGUACUAUAAGAUGUUCAAAGAAGCGCGUCAUAAUGUAGGAGCAAGUUGUGGGCUAUUUUUAUGAAAUAAAUUUUAAAAACUGUUGAUCUUUUUAUUAAUCUUAUUAUUUUUCAUUUUUAUUAUUUUUCAGGUGUACUUUUGUAUUGCAGUUUUACGUCAUUUACAACAAGACAUUCUACGAAAAACGCAGCAACAGCAGCUUCUAAUCUUCUUAAAGGUAGAUGGCAAUGAACUGCACAUUAAACGCUAAAGAGUAGGCUUCCAUUCAUUUCUUUACAAACGGAGAUAAUCAAGAGAAGAUGUGGUAUAAAUCUAAAUUUAGUGCCAGUGAACAUUAUCUUAUGAUGUAGCCAUUCAAGUGAAACUUCUUUAGCCGUUACAUGACGCCGUUAGUUUUUCUUUUAGGCUUUCCCUCUCCGCCCCAAUUUCUUCUACUCUCCUUUUUACUAUUAAUUUGAAUAAUUACCUUUUUCUUUUGCUGUAAGUGGCUGUAAGGAAAGAAGGAGGACCGGUGGCGGUCUAUUUUUCUUUAUUUCAAUUAAAUUCGAGUUUUCCCUCUCUUUCGAUGUUUGGCCUUCUUCGGAGCGAUAAGAUUUAGCCUGCGAGCAAGCUUUCCAUUUGGGGACAUUAUAUCGUCUUAAACUCCACCGCGAUUUCUUCCAUUGGCAAUAUUUUUCUCUUGUCUGCCCCUUGAGAAACCCCGUGACAUUGCCUUAAUCCNGACCAAUGGCAGAGCGGCCACUUGGGCACCGGAAGUCGAGUUUAGUCCUUUCCGCGCGCUUUCCGGGCGUCAAAUGACGUUCCCGUUCUGUUGCGAAAUCAGCCUAUUAUGAAAAACCAAGAGAGAAUGAAAAACUAACAUGACUCCGAGGCUUUCUGGCUUUUUUCCAUAUUUGGUUCGGUUUUCUUUGUGCUCAAGUCUGUUCUGGCAAUUGCGAGACAACGGAGUCAUGAAAAAUUUGCAAUUUUGACCCUAAAGCCUCGGCGUCAUGUUAAAAUUUUAAUAUAUCGAACGUGGGCUAUUCCCCCAAGCUCUCCAAUUAUGGCGAGCGAAGCAGAUUUGCGUCUCCUUUCGCGUGCGGGUCUUGCGUGACUUCUCGCGACUCCCCGAGUGGAGAGCUUGCUUGCAGGCUAUGUCGCGUCGGAAACCCAGCCUUGCUGUUGUUGUGGUUGUUGUUGUUGUUGAGUUCUGUUCGGGAAAAGGCUUUUGAAGCUCACCUUUUCAUUUUAUCAGAGCUCUUGUUUGACAAAAUCCUUUCCAGGGUUCCAAUGAGAUUUUUUUUUUCGCGUGGCGGGAAAUUUAUAGGUCGGCCGCUGAGGCUGAGACAUCUUCUGCCAAAGGCUGCAGCCUUGGGAGACAAAUCGCGGUCACCAUGAAAAGCUGGACUCGUCAAAAUGAAAAGUCUUUGUAUGAUACCUAGGUUAACGAAAUCCUAUCAGCAGUCGGACACGAUAACCGGACUGAUAAAAUACUGAAAAACUAUUAUUUUGAAGUUGCAAUUUUCAUUGAAAGUCACCUUAAUUUGUUCCCGGGAUGUCCGACUAAACCGAGGUGCUGGUCGGGUAUAUACUCUUUCUUAAAUAAAGUAUUAUUUGCAGGGAUGUUUAUGCUUUGUUUUCAUAGAUUUUUUUGCCUUAUUCACUCCAGAUCUGUCAGCACUGGUUACGUCAAUGUUUCUGGAACUACCUUGAUUGGGACGAGAUCUGUUUGUACAUUUGUACUUGUCUCACAAUGGGCAUUGAUUAUCAGGUACUAUAAGAUGUUCAAAGAAGCGCGUCAUAAUGUAGGAGCAAGUUGUGGGCUAUUUUUAUGAAAUAAAUUUUAAAAACUGUUGAUCUUUUUAUUAAUCUUAUUAUUUUUCAUUUUUAUUAUUUUUCAGGUGUACUUUUGUAUUGCAGUUUUACGUCAUUUACAACAAGACAUUCUACGAAAAACGCAGCAACAGCAGCUUCUAAUCUUCUUAAAGGUAGAUGGCAAUGAACUGCACAUUAAACGCUAAAGAGUAGGCUUCCAUUCAUUUCUUUACAAACGGAGAUAAUCAAGAGAAGAUGUGGUAUAAAUCUAAAUUUAGUGCCAGUGAACAUUAUCUUAUGAUGUAGCCAUUCAAGUGAAACUUCUUUAGCCGUUACAUGACGCCGUUAGUUUUUCUUUUAGGCUUUCCCUCUCCGCCCCAAUUUCUUCUACUCUCCUUUUUACUAUUAAUUUGAAUAAUUACCUUUUUCUUUUGCUGUAAGUGGCUGUAAGGAAAGAAGGAGGACCGGUGGCGGUCUAUUUUUCUUUAUUUCAAUUAAAUUCGAGUUUUCCCUCUCUUUCGAUGUUUGGCCUUCUUCGGAGCGAUAAGAUUUAGCCUGCGAGCAAGCUUUCCAUUUGGGGACAUUAUAUCGUCUUAAACUCCACCGCGAUUUCUUCCAUUGGCAAUAUUUUUCUCUUGUCUGCCCCUUGAGAAACCCCGUGACAUUGCCUUAAUCCUAUCAGUCCUUGAGCGCGUGCAAAGAUGGUGGUUAUCGUGAAUAAGGUCUAUUGCGGGAUGCAUUUCGGCUCUAGUUCCCUUCUUGUCUCUAAAGUGUCGAAUGAGUAAAUAACCAUUGUUUUUUUAAAGCGUUUACGUAAAUCCACACUAAUGUUGACUCGGCCGCCACAAGUCCGGCGCGAAAAAUGUAAGCAAAGCUGAAAAAGGACUUUGAGAAAGUUUACGCCAGUGGUUGAACAGCUAUGCAACCUCCCUUUUUUAAAAAAACAAACAAUCAAACAAACAAGUUUUUUUCAUAUUUUUUGCCUUUUGUUUCAGGAAAACCCAAUCCCCAAUUUCAAAGUUGCUGAACAAUUGACAUUCAUGCAGGAAUUGGAAGCUCGGUAUCGUCCGUCAAUUCUAUCUGACUUGCAGAAUAUUACCAAACCCUAGCAGUCAUCUCAUCCUCGCGGGAAUCCGCGCAAGUUAAGAGUACGCGCAUGACAAAUAACCGAGGAGUGGUUACGAAGCGGGGAACAAAGCAUGGAUGGCGAAAGAUGGUCAGUACGGUCCAAAACUCUUUAAAAUAUUCGACCCGCAUAGAAUCAACUAACACGUGCAUUUCUCUCAUCCUGGGGGAAAUCUGUACCACUUUCCUCGGAGAACGUGCGCGAAUUGAGCUUACCACAAGACGGAACGAGAACUCUCGUUCUCAAAGGAACAUCACUCGCCCGAAACAAAAUUUGAGCUCCAUCUUGACGCCGCACGGCUGUCGCACCGGGUGUCCGUGCCGUGGCGUAUGCACCGAGUAUUCUCCAGUAUUUGGGCGUAUUGUUGCUGGAAAUGGCAAUCUUUGUGCGUGAGUAAUCUUCUUAGAACAUGGAUGUCAUCUCGCUCUUUCUCUCUCGAGCGAUUUAAGAACAACGAAAACAACAUUUGUAGGACUGCAAAAACUGCCAAACAGACGGCGCGAUGGUUUUCCUUGAUUUCCCACACUUGCUCCUGAACUUCAAUGAGCUUAAUAUUUAUCGCCGUGAUCUAGGCUAAUUAGGUAAUAAAAAGCAUUGUAUUGGUUGAGAAUAUUCUAUGGCAAUUAUCAGUUAUUAAUUCAGUAUUUAUUCUUCAUCUAUCUAUAACUUCAUCUAUGUGCUAUUACCUGCCUUCAUAAACAAAA
Molecule: messenger RNA, 29051 nt
Organism: Porites evermanni
Lineage: Eukaryota; Metazoa; Cnidaria; Anthozoa; Scleractinia; Poritidae
Source: the annotation of a GenBank genome assembly